GUAAUAACUGUCGUAAACCCAGGUUGUGCAGCUGAUUUUGGAUGGGGGAGGGGAAAAGCGUCCACAAACACCAAAGGUUGUGUCAUCUGUGUCGUCUUUCCACGACUUUCCGCUGUCUGUUGCGGCCUGUAUGUCGACUAGUAUCGAGUCUGGUUCUGUUGAAUUGGUACAGCGUGUUUAAGAGACACCAGGACAGCAGCUAACUGCCAGAAGGACCAGCUGAACUCUUUGUUAGUUCAAUAUGGCACCAGCCAGGAAAAAGAGAAAACUUGGGAAGAGUGUUCAUACAAAAUACAAAAAACACGACACUUCACUACUACUAGCUGCAGGCACCUCCUCUAGAGCCAACAAACCACAUGUUGCAAGUUUUGACACUCUUCCGCUGGAAUGUAGAGUUCUCAUCUUCUCUUUUCUAUCAGACUGGGACAAAUGUAAGGCCUCCACUGUGUCCAAGUCAUGGUUUGCCACGAUCCGGAGCCCUAUACUGUGGCAGACGGUCGACUUCACCACUUUCUCUGUAGACACCAGAGACGAGUUCUACAAAGACUACGUUCAGACAGCCCUGGCACCCUUGGACUGGAAGGGCCAUGUCCUGUACUGUUUCAACUGUUAUAAGAAGAGAUUGGAGCACUAUGGUCGAUACUUACGGUCUGUGAAGGCAGCGGUGAAGCAUCUGCGGUUCCAGUUUGACCUGGGCCAUCCUGAGGACCGGUUUGGGAGGCUGCUCAUUAAUGUCUUACGGGGGGUGAACUGUCGGAACCUUGUCGCCCUGGAUGCAAUGUGGUCACAGACCCUGUGUAGACCAUUAAUGCCCCACCCCUCGGACUACUUCCCUCCCUACGAAUCCCCACCACUGGGAAAGGUCAAGGCCUUUCAGGAAUUUCUCAAAGUUCUGGUGGCGGUCGCGCCCAAUCUGAGGCAAGCCAUGCUGCCGUUUGAUUGGUCGUUUGAGUCCACGAGUCUGUUGAUGCAGUUCAGGUAUCUGACGGAGCUCCACCUGAAGUACUACUGGAUCUUCAGUGUGUUAUCCCAGGAGCAGCUGACGGCACUGCUGAAGGGUCUCAUACACCUGAAGAAGUUCACUCUGCAGCUGAGGAACCGUAUCACUCCUGGUUCUCUCCAUGAGCUACAGUACACCAUGGAAUCCAAGUCUAUCCAACUCCUGGACAUUUCCGGCUGCCAGGGCUUCUUCCUGCGCGGGAUGAACAUGCCCCAGCUGCAGAGGAUAUGGGUGUCCCGGCCGCGCUGGUCAGGUCCGCUCAUCAUCCUCAACGAGCACUCCUUCAUCCCGCGCUGCGUGUACGGGGUUCUGGCUGAGGGCGCGCCGGCGCUCAAGGUCAUCAACUCGUACAGACUGGAGGAGAACUGGACGCGGGGCAUGAGCCCCGAACUCCACCGAACACUGCGCCACGCCUGCUCCUGUCAGAAACACCUCAACUCAUGGGCUCUCAUGUAGCAACAUCUGCAGAGUUCUUACAUACAUGUCACUUUGUUUCUUAGGCUCCUUUUACUGUAUCUAUUCUAAGAUAAUGCUCUUAAUUUAACUGUACCUUGUUUUGAAGAGCAACUUCUUGUACGUAGAACUUGCAAACUUCCAAGCAGUGACAGAAGUGCCAGUUGUUCAUAUGGCAGGACACAGAAGAUCAUGGUGCUGUAUAUGUAUAUCAUUGAAAAUAUAGUGUAAGAUAUAUACAUAUAACAGACCAAACCCUUCAGUGGUUUUACCAGGAGUACCUUAACUCAUAAACACUGGUUCUGUGGGUGAAGGGGAACAUGUCUGUGGUAGAAAUACACCCCACAUGUGUAUGUUUCCUGUAGGUUUUCUGUCAAGAUUACCUCAUCUCCCAGGUAGAUGGAAGACAUUAUAUUGGCAAAAGGAUAUGCCAGAUACAUGCAGUGUUGCAGCUGUGCUCUGUGAUAUUUGUGUGCAGCUGAAGAUGUCGGAUAAGCUUGUGGCACAUUGACA
Molecule: messenger RNA, 1966 nt
Organism: Branchiostoma belcheri (Belcher's lancelet)
Lineage: Eukaryota; Metazoa; Chordata; Leptocardii; Amphioxiformes; Branchiostomatidae
Exons: 3
Coding region: 242-1456 (404 amino acids)
Biological process (GO): SCF-dependent proteasomal ubiquitin-dependent protein catabolic process; protein polyubiquitination
Cellular component (GO): SCF ubiquitin ligase complex
Molecular function (GO): protein binding
Source: RefSeq, a predicted model, not a curated record